Molecule: messenger RNA, 4864 nt
Organism: Ctenopharyngodon idella (grass carp)
Lineage: Eukaryota; Metazoa; Chordata; Actinopteri; Cypriniformes; Xenocyprididae
Gene: oxsr1b
Product: oxidative stress responsive kinase 1b
Exons: 19
Coding region: 217-1830 (537 amino acids)
Biological process (GO): protein phosphorylation
Molecular function (GO): protein serine/threonine kinase activity; ATP binding
Source: RefSeq, a predicted model, not a curated record
GCGUCCGUCCCUGUGUAGGAAUGUGGAGGGCGGGGCUUUUGGCGCUGGUGGCAAAGUUUGGGAAUGAUAGAAAGGCUAUUGAAGAUAAUCGCGGAGAAGAGCUGGAAUGCUACUGCUUUGCGAAUUACAGUAACAUUUACACGUUGUUUUCUGUAAGCACCCAACACUAGUGCUUGGAUUCAUCAGGAUCUAAAUAAAGGUACGCAAUCCUGAGACAUGUCGGAGGACCUGAGCUCCCAACCCUGGUCCAUCAACAAGGAUGACUAUGAGCUGCAGGAGGUGAUCGGGAGCGGAGCUACGGCUGUGGUCCAGGCUGCCUACUGUGUGCCCAGGAAGGAGAAGGUCGCCAUCAAACGCAUCAAUCUGGAAAAAUGUCAGACAAGCAUGGAUGAGCUCCUGAAAGAGAUUCAGGCGAUGAGCCAAUGUCACCAUCCCAACAUUGUGUCGUACUACACAUCGUUUGUGGUGAAGGAUGAGCUGUGGUUGGUCAUGAAGCUGCUCAGUGGUGGCUCGGUGUUAGAUGUGAUAAAGCACAUCAUUUCAAAGGGGGAACACAAGACCGGUGUGCUGGAUGAACCCAGUAUAGCUACGGUGCUGAAAGAAGUCCUUCAGGGUCUUGAGUACCUCCACAAAAAUGGCCAGAUCCACAGGGAUCUUAAAGCUGGAAACAUCCUGCUGGGGGAGGACGGGUCAGUGCAAAUCGCAGAUUUCGGAGUAAGUGCCUUCUUAGCCACUGGUGGUGACAUGACUCGAAAUAAAGUGCGGAAGACGUUCGUGGGAACGCCAUGUUGGAUGGCUCCAGAGGUGAUGGAGCAGGUGAAAGGUUAUGACUUCAAAGCAGACAUCUGGAGUUUUGGGAUCACAGCCAUCGAACUGGCCACAGGCUCCGCUCCUUACCACAAAUACCCUCCUAUGAAGGUGUUGAUGUUGACCCUGCAGAAUGAUCCACCUUGCCUUGAGACUGGAAUCGCAGACAAAGAGAUGGUGAAGAAAUACGGGAAGUCCUUGAGGAAGAUGAUCUCGUUGUGUUUGCAGAAGGAGCCAGAAAAAAGGCCAACAUCAUCAGAACUCUUAAAACAUAAAUUCUUCCAGAAAGCCAAGAAUAAUGAAUUCCUGCAGGAGAAAUUAUUACAUAGAGCACCUACAAUUACAGAGAGAGCGAGAAAGGUACGGCGAGUUCCUGGCUCCAGUGGGAGACUCCAUAAAACAGAAGAUGGAGAGUGGGAAUGGAGCGAUGAUGAACUGGAUGAAGAGAGCGAGGAGGGCAAAGCUGCUGUUGCUGCCUUACGGGAGCAGCAGUCGAAGUCGACAAGGCGACAAGUCCGUUUCUCUCAGCCUCUUGAGCUGCCCCCACCCAGGUCACCAAGAGUAAAAGAAGGGCUCCAGACUGCAGAGAUAUUCCAGCCUUUCGGCAGUCAUCUCCAGCCUGAACUACCUCAAGCUGCUGGCCAGGGCCCGGCCAACACUCAACACACUGCCCCAACUACAACCCCAUCACAGCCGCAGCCUGCGCAGGCCCCAGGAAGUGAUGCCUCCCAGUCCCCCAUCAGUUUAGUAUUAAGGUUAAGAAACUUGAAAAAGGAGCUGAAUGACAUACGAUUUGAGUUCAUGCCUGGCAGAGACACAGCAGAUGGGGUUUCUCAGGAGCUGGUAUCGGCUGGCUUGGUAGAUGGCCGAGAUUUAGUUAUAGUGGCUGCUAAUUUGCAGAAGAUAGUUGAAGAGCCUCAUUCCAAUAAAAAUGUCACAUUUAAACUGGCCUCUGGUGUUGAAGGCUCUGAGAUUCCUGAUGAUGUCAAACUCUUGGGAUUUGCUCAGCUCAGCAUUAGCUAAACUUUGGCUCUGUGCGGGACCAUGACUUGCCUACAAAUGUGAAAACAAACCAACACUACCAACAGAAUGACACAUUGAUAUUUUUUUCCUCUCUCAAUUGCCCUCAAGAAACCACUGUUGCCAAAGAGAAAAGUACCAUUGCUCAACCCAUAGGAUUUCAAAUGGCCCAACGGCAGAGUUGCACAAAGAUAAGAAUUUGUAGGAAUCCAUUAAAAUAAAGUUUGCGAUUUAUUCGUACAAGGAUGCCGUUAUCAUAACCAGAUAUAACCUUAAUGCUCUUUUAAUGUUUCUCUUUCUUUUCCUCUUUUUUUCUUCUAUGUUUGUUCUAUUUUUGCACAAUCUGAACUGACACCCAAAAAAUGAAAUGUAAAAAUGCCUCUAAUAUAACUACUGAGUGCAUGUGAAGAGAGUGGAACUCAAAGAAACGUGGUGUUAAUAGAGGAAAUGAGUGAAUGGGUUUGCAGUAGCUAUAGAUUUUUUUUUUUUUUUUUUUUUUUACUUGUAUUUUUUCUAUGCCUUUAAAGAGAAGCCGCUAGCAUGUUUUAUCAGACCGCUUGCAUUAUUUACUUAAGUUCAUUUAAACCAGCUUGAUGAACAUUUACAGAAUCUGGUUUAGAAAUUUUAGAGAUUCUGGUUGCGCUCAAAAACAACCUUUCCAUUUUAGCCUGUUAUGCAGAGAGUCUGAUUCCUUCAUUGUACACUGGCUAGUGUCAAUACAAACACAAAUAUCCUUUAUUUCAGAUGCAACACACAUUCACUGAAUAAGAUUAAAUGUUCUGUUCAGUGUCAUUGAGCCUCAACGAACACUCCUAAAGGCUGGUUUAUUUUGCUUCUUUUCUCUUGUUUAUUUUAUUUGUGUGUGUGUGUGUGUGUGUGUGUGUGUGUGUGUGUGUGUGUGUGUGCGCGCUCAACAGGGCACAUUUGCAAAUGUUACUAUCCCACGCUGCUCUAAAAAUUAUUGCCUUAAUGUUUCUACACAUUUCUGCAUCAACCAUAUCUCUCCUUUUUUUAGAUUUCACAUUAAUUUGUGCAUUUUGGUUUUAAGUUUUUGACUAUAUCUGUCACUUCUCAUUUUUUAUAAGUCUCUGUUUAAGCGAUUUAGAUUUUUGAAAAAGGUAGAAGUACGUGAGGUACCUGAUGAAACUUUGGUGUUUGUUUUGUUUUUUUCUGUUCUGGAAUUGAAUUCUUAAGUAUUCAUGUGUAUUUCUGAUCUCGAUUGAACAUGUAAAUAAUGUAAUUUGCCAUUGGUUUGAUUUUAUAUGGGAUGUUUCAUUCAUGGCCUUUGUGUUCUUCAUAAAUACGGUGAUGGGAGGUGGUGUCGGUCACAAAAGACACAUUGUGAGUUUUGUUGGUUUGUCUGUUUGUCUAUGAGGGUGCCUAUAAUCACAGCGGGAUCUUAGGUGGCCUAUAUUUGCCUGAUGUUUCCAGCAGGUCUGUCCUAAACUGCUGAAGUUCUACUUAGAAUUUAUGAGAGGUUGUUUACUUCACUCAAGAAAUCUCAUUAAACAUAUCGCUACCUGUGUGCAAGAACAGCCUGGAAUAAUCUUAAGUAUCUUAAUUAUUUUGAAUCAGUGUUUCACCUGAUUUUUUUUUUUUCCUUUGACCUUUUUGACAUUUUAAUAUUUUAUAUAUAUAUAUACAGUCAAACCAAAAUUUAUUCAGACGUUUUUGAUAUUUUUGGUAUAUUUUGACUAGUGGGUGCAGGACACUAUAGUUCAUUUAUGUAAGCGAGGAUAGCAAAAUAAAGUAAACUGUGACAUAUUAUACCCAAUAAUUCUUCAUACAGUGGACUACCAGUAAAAUUGAUAAAAAACAAAAAUUAUUCAGACACUUUGGCCAGACCAUGUUUUGCUUAAGUGUUAUCUGACAUAAUUAAGAUGAAUGUUUUCUGACACAAGAUCUUGUCAUGUUUUAUUACCAUUUUUUUAAACUAUAGUAAAUAAACUGAAUUAAUGAAUGAAAUGUUCAAGCUGUCUGAAUAAAUUUUGGUUUGACUGUAUAUAUAUAUAUAUAUAAUAUAUAUAUUAGAGGUGCACCGAUAUAUCGGCCAAUAAUAAUUUUUGCACUAUCGGCCAAUAUAUCCUGUCAAUCAAAACGGGCAGGAAAAUGUACUGAAUUUAUGCUUUGUGUAAGGAAAAUGCUAUAAACCAGUUUGAUGUUCAAUAUUAUUAGUAAUUAUAUGAAUUUAUAUAAUUCAGAAAGUUAAGAAAUAUUCAUUUAAUUUUCAGAAUUUAGUUAAUGUGUUUGUUUAUAACUGAUAUCAGUUACUCUGAAACAAGUUGAUGAAAUGGAGAAAAUAAAGUUCGUAUUUGCAUUUCUUUCAAAAUAUAAUAAUUAAAAAUAUUAUUAUUAAUUAUAAUGAAAUUAUCAUUAAUUUAAAAGAAGAUAUAAAAGGCAGAACCCCCAAACUAUCAGUAUCGUUAUUGGUAUCGGCAGAUAUCACUCUGAAUUAUCGGCUAUUGGUGGAGAAAUUUAGUAUUGGUACAUCUCUUUAUAUAUAUAUAUAUAUAUAUAAAAUUUUAUUUCCUACUUUAUCUUCCAGUUUUAUUGGGAAGAUUCAAAAGAUAAGAGGGAAGUAAAAGAAAGCUUUGAUAACGCACAAGUAUUUUCUUUUCACCUCUUUGCAGUCACAACAAAGCUGUCCACUAAAAAUAGAAAAAAAUUUUUUUAUAAAAUUGCUUGAAUUUGAAAAGUCUAGUUUUGCUUCAAAUAAGGAAUUUGAAUAUUGAGGUUGCUAUGCAGCAGAUAUAUGUUCAACAUGAUUAUAUGGUAAAUAAUAAUAUCCAAUCUUAGUAAUAUGCAUUUCAUAAAGUCACACAAAUCUCCUGGCUUCUUCUUAAUACAGACCAGUGUUAGAGUACAGACCGCCUUCACAGUCAGUUUACUGUAAGAAACAAAAAAAUGAAAAGCAAAAAACAGUAAAAUAUUUUUCCUUUAGUUUAUAUUUUCACUAUUAUUUUUAUUUUGCUUGUUUUGAAUUUUAAGGCGUGUUUUUAAAUGCUUUAAAAUCAAUAAAGAAUGAACUUAAAAGGUG